This is a messenger RNA of Beauveria bassiana ARSEF 2860, 2433 nucleotides long. RefSeq names its product restless-like transposase. The transcript has a single exon. Gene Ontology annotation, molecular function: protein dimerization activity. The record is from RefSeq and is a predicted model, not a curated record. Lineage: Eukaryota; Fungi; Ascomycota; Sordariomycetes; Hypocreales; Cordycipitaceae. Bases 1 to 2433 code for a protein of 810 amino acids.
AUGCAGUCUACCUCACCAAGCAAGGAUGACACUAACUCGCCCCAUCGCCCAACAACUGCAUUGUCGAGUUUCCUAGCAACACCCGCACCGAGCUCACGGUCGGCAACGCCUCAUCCAGACUCGGAGCAUCAAUACCUCUGGCGCUGUUUCCCUAACCACACAUGGUCACAGCGCCUGCGCGAUACGUCAUCUUGGGUAUGGGAUUUUGGGUACGAUGUACAGAAUUUUGACGGCAACCGCCGAUGGGUCUGCAAACGCUGUAUCCGAAUCAAGAGCCCACGGCCAAGGAGUUUCGCAGAGAAGGGCAUCCAGAACGCAAAUGCUCAUUUAUUCAGAGAUCAUGGCAUAUGUGCCCCCGACGACGGAACAAAAUCGUCAGCUCAGAAGAGAGCAGAAAAGGUGAAGGCCAAAGACCAAAGAUCCAUUGUUGACGUGAUGAAACUCGACACGCGGCUUCCACGAGAGCAAGAUAUUGCAAACCAUCUUGUUCAGGGGUUUGAUCGGAAACACUUCCAGCGUCUGGUGCUGGAAUGGAUCGUCGAAGAGAACCACUCCUUUCGUGUGUGCGAACAGGGGAGGCUGCGUACAAUAUUCGAAUACCUCAACCCUCUCGUUAAGAUCACCGACGCCAACAUUAGCCGAACGACUAUUCGACAUAAGGUUCUUGCAUCCUACGAAGCACACAAGGACAAGGUGGCCGCGGUGUUGCAAAAGUCGCCCGGGUUGAUUCACAUCUCUUUUGACGGAUGGAGGUCGGGGAACAGGCAUAGCCUCUACGGUGUAACGUGCUUCUUUCGGGAUGGGAACAGCAAGCCGUGCAAGCUGGUGCUUGGUGUUCCCGAAUUGCGAACUCGCCACUUUGGGCACGAUAUUGCUGCGGAAAUCCUAGACACCCUUGCUGCCUAUGGGAUUCAGGAUAAGAUUGGAUACUUUACCUUGGACAACGCGGAGAGCAAUGACGCCGCGAUGGAAGUCAUUGGGGGUGAGCUUGGAUUUGUUGGAUCUACAAGGCGUGGCCGCUGCUUUGGCCAUAGUCUAAACCUCUCCGCCAAAGCACUUCUUUUCGGGCACAAUGCUGCGGCUUUUGAGGAGCAGCUGUCAGGUGCAGCACCAUUGUCCGAGGCCGAGCACACGCUUUGGCGGCGUAAGGGGCCUGUGGGAAAGCUACAUAACCUUGUGGUGGACGUCAGAAGAUCGGACCAGCUUACUUACCUGCUACGAAGUAUACAACGCUCCGAAUUCGACAUGUCCUCCGAUCCAAAGAUACAAGCCAGCACGCCUCUCGAUCUGAUCAUCGACAAUGACACCCGUUGGCUCUCCCAGCUGUAUAUGAUCCGGCGCGCCCUUACUCUUCGACCGUUUCUCGAGCAGCUCAUUCUGAAACAUCGCCAACAAUGGGAGCAGGAGAAUAGGUCAAAGAGAACGGGCGGUAUUAGAAAGUCAGCUAAGGAGCCUCGGAUUUGCAUGGAGGUAAACCAAUUGACGAGCAACGACUGGGUAGUCCUGGAGCAUCUUGCCAAACUGCUUGGUUUCUACGAAGAUGCUGUCAGGACUCUAGAGGGCGAUGGCCAACUGCGCAAGCGAAAACGAGGAUGGGUUGGCUCGUACGGAAAUGUGUGGGAGGUCAUUCAGGGGUUCGAGUUUCUUCUAGAAGCCCUCGAGGGUUAUAAGCAGCUCGCAUGCGGAAUACCCGACCCUGAGCACUUUAGGAUUAAUGUUAAUUUGGGCUGGGAAAAGCUCAACAAGUACUACCGUUUGCUGGAUGAUACGCCGAUCUACUGCACGGCCUUGGCGUUGCACCCGGCCUUUCGAUGGGGGUAUUUCGAGACUGAGUGGCAAGAUCGUCCGGAUUGGGUGAAAAAGGCCAAGCAAAUGGUCCGAGAGGUGUGGGAAACGCAAUACCGCCGCCUACGGGGAGAACCUAGUGUUAUGACUGGCGACUCUGCGGCGAAGCGUCAGAGGAAGUACUAUAAUCCAUUCCAAGCGUACUGCGAGCGCACGCGCUCCGUAUCUGGAUCUGCCGCGGUGAAAGACGAGCUAGCCGACGCCGACCGCUUCGACGGGGAAGAUGACGAAGACGAGCUAGAACUAUGGCAGUCGUCAUGGGAGGACGGAGACGGCGAUGUCCGUGAUCCCUUGUCGUACUGGCACGAACGUAGGCGGCGAUAUCCUCGCCUGUCGCGAAUGGCGCUGGAUUUCUUGACGAUUCAGGCUAUGUCAGCGGAGUGUGAGAGGCUAUUUUCGGCAGCCGGGCGAAUGGUGACGCCGCUGCGAAGUCGACUUGAUGCUGAUAUGAUUGGAAUGUGCCAAGUGCUGCGGUCGUGGUUACGAGCUGGGGUGAUUGAUGAUCUGGAUGUAUUGCUUGUUCCUGUUGACCAGUGCAACGGUGAAGUUGAAGGAGAGUUAAUGGAUCUGGAUGAAGAGGAUGAAUGA